CACACUCAUGCACAUAUAGAGGCCAGCGAAAUAAAAUCGUUAGCGCACAGCUAACUUGUAAUGCUUUACUAAUCCGAUGUAGUUUAUGGCUAAGUUUUAUUUAAAUGUUUUAAUUGAUUCCUAGCAACAAUGGCCAACGAAGUCGCUAUUGACAACGCGGUUAAGAAUCAUCCGGUUAAGCGGCCAGCUGAAAUUACAAAUGGCAAAACACCACCAGCGAAACGUAAGAAAAUUGACCCGUUGUCGAAUGUCGGCGAACGCAGCCCCGUUGCCAUCCUGAAUGAACUCCGCAUUGGUCUAAAGUAUGAAUUACUGGAACAAACUGGCCCUUCGCAUGCCCCAAUCUUCAAGGUGUGUGUUGAAGUUGAUGGCCAGAAAUACCAUGGAGAAGGCAACUCCAAAAAGACUGCCAGAUGCAAAGCAGCUGAGGCUGCACUCAAGUCCUUCAUUCAGUUCCCCAACAGUUGCAAAAUUGUGCCGAGCACAAUGCACAGCAACCAGAAUCUGGACUUCACCAGUGAUAAUUUUGAGGCCAAAGCAACGUCGCCGCUUAUCAUCGACGCGAACAAAACCGCCGAGAAUCAGAAGCGCAAUGCGAGCAUGAUUUUGAAUACGCUGUAUCCAAAUGCGCAGUAUGUGUGCACAGAAAAUGAUGAUAUCUAUGCCAGAUUCAUGGUGACGGUGAAUAUAAAUGGAGAUACCUUCUUUGGGACAGGUUCAAACAAGAAGCUGGCAAAACAUGCAGCUGCAACAAUGGCGCUUUCAAAGCUGGCCAGCACAAGCUUGGUGAGUUCCUCAUCGAAACGCACUUAUGGCGGCAUGCAGCAGGAUCAGGCCGAUCGGAUUGGCAGAGCGGUAACUGAGAAAUUUAUUAGCGUUAUGAGCAACGACGCGGCGCAUGCCAAGCGCAAGGUGCUCGCUGGAAUGGUGAUGGCGCGUCCUGGAGGCGAUCUUGAGGUGCUCAAUGUUACCACCGGCACCAAGUGUGUAUCCGGAGAACACAUUAGUAUGCAUGGGGCGGUUAUCAACGACAUGCAUGCUGAGAUUAUGGCACGUCGAGGGUUGAUUAGCUAUUUUUACGAGCAAUUGAUGUUGCAUACCAAAGGAAUGGGUGCCAAUUCAAUAUUUGAGUACAAAGCUGAAGGUGGUUUUAAGUUAAAAGAAGGCUACGAGUUUCAUUUGUAUAUUAAUACUGCCCCGUGUGGAGAUGCGCGGAUUUUCAGUCCGCAUGAGGAUAUUUGUCUUGCUGGCAUGGACAGACAUCCCAAUCGAUCAUCACGUGGUCAACUGCGAACUAAAAUUGAAUCUGGUGAGGGUACAGUCCCUGUAAAAGGCGGUGUUGUACAAACAUGGGACGGUGUCUUACAAGGAGAGCGUUUAUUAACCAUGUCCUGUUCUGAUAAAAUCUCGCGCUGGAAUGUCCUUGGCAUUCAGGGUGCGCUACUUUCCUAUUUUAUCGAACCUGUUUAUUUGACGUCCAUUGUUUUGGGAAGUCUCUUCCAUGAAACACAUCUUUACAGGGCGCUUUGUGGACGUAUUGAGUCUAAACUCCAAGGGUUAACCCCACCUUACAGACUUAAUCGCCCACAUAUGAAUCUUGUCACGUCGUGUGAGACUCGCCAGCCGACGAAAGCGCCAAAUUUCGCAGUCAAUUGGUUGUCGCACACGAAAGCCGAUGGUGUGGAAGUGAUUAACACAACGACGGGUCGACCGGAUAAUGGCAGUCUUGGUGGAGUCUCACGAUUGUCCAAAUGCAUCCUCAUGCAGAAAUUUAUCUACCUGACCAAGCAUCUUCGACCUAUGUUUCCUAUCAGUUCCGACUGCACCUUCUAUAGUGAUUUUAAAGCGCAAGCCGCCAAUUACCAAGAAGCGAAGGUGCAUCUCUUUGACGCCUUUCAAAAGGCCGCGCUUGGUCGAUGGGUAUCCAAACCUUUCGAGGAGGACCAGUUUGAAUUAUCCUAAAUAGUUGAACACAGGGAACGCGCCAAUUAGAUUUUACUCUAGAUUUUAACUGAUUCAACCAAACUAAAACUAAACAAAACGCAAAUGACUUAACUUUAACCUAUUUCACAUAGGUUCACGGGAUUUUCACUAGUCGGAAAUCGCUUCUUCCAUUACUUCCCUACUACUAGAGCUAGUUUUACUCAUUUUAACGUAUUGAGUUCUGUUGUGAUAACAUUACGUAUGGUAGAACCUGUCGGGUCUGUUUCCUAGCGUAGUACAAUCGGUACAAUCUUACAAUCUUGAAUUAAUUAACUUUUUGACUAAUUAAAUAUGAACGGAACAAUUGAGACAUAAUUCAUGAAUACGUAUGUAUAACUUGUGAUAAUAAAUAAUCAAGAUAA
Dalotia coriaria is the source of this 2345-nucleotide messenger RNA. RefSeq names its product Adenosine deaminase acting on RNA (gene Adar). The coding region runs from base 130 to 1962 and encodes 610 amino acids. Gene Ontology annotation, biological process: adenosine to inosine editing; RNA processing. The record is from RefSeq and is a predicted model, not a curated record. Gene Ontology annotation, molecular function: tRNA-specific adenosine deaminase activity; double-stranded RNA adenosine deaminase activity; double-stranded RNA binding. Gene Ontology annotation, cellular component: cytoplasm; nucleolus. The transcript is spliced from 7 exons. Lineage: Eukaryota; Metazoa; Arthropoda; Insecta; Coleoptera; Staphylinidae.